CACUUCCGCACAUGUGACCCCCUGUCAUGGAGUCCCGCACGCGUCUGUCUGCGUCGUAAAGUCACUGUUUUCUUCAAUUGUUUUUUUAAUAAUGUGGUUUUUACGAUAUAUAGGACGUUCUAUUCCUCGCCGCCAUGUUCGUUUGUGCCACCAGAGUGUUUACAGAAGUCAUGAAAACGUACGACGUGUGGGAGUGGACCUUGGAGAGAAAAAGCUCGAGAUCUCCUCUGGGAGGUUGGCAAAGUUUGCUGAUGGAGCUGCUGUAGUUCAGCUGGGCGACACCUCCGUGAUGGUGACGGCUGUCAGCAAAACCAAACCAUCUCCAUCUCAGUUUAUGCCUCUUGUGGUGGACUACAGACAAAAAGCGGCGGCAGCCGGCCGAAUCCCGACUAACUAUUUAAGGCGAGAGCUGGGCACCACUGACCAUGAGAUUCUCACCAGCAGACUCAUAGACAGGUCCAUUCGGCCUCUUUUCCCUCCCGGUUACUUUUAUGACACUCAGAUCCUGUGUAACUUGCUCGCGGUGGACGGUGUCAACGAUCCAGAUGUACUCGCCAUCAACGCAGCCUCGGCUGCUCUGGCUCUUUCUGACAUCCCUUGGAAUGGACCCAUUGGUGCCGUUCGUAUGGGAAUGGUUGAUGGCGAGUUACUGGUCAACCCCACCAGGACAGAAAUGGCCUCCAGUACUCUUAACAUGAUUGUAGCUGGAGCCCCUAGCAGUCAAGUGGUGAUGAUAGAAGCGUCGGCGGAGAACAUGCUGCAGCAGGACUUCGCCCACGCGGUGAAAAUAGGAGUCAAACACUCCCAGCAGAUCAUCCUGGCCAUCCAGCAGCUGGCGCGCGAGCUCAAAGUGACCAAGCGCACGCCUGUUAAAGUGUUCUCAGCCCCGGCGGACAUGGUGGCCCACAUUCGACAAUCAACUUCUGAGAAGAUUUAUGCUGUUUUCACUGAUCACACUCAUGAUAAGAUUUCAAGAGAUGAAGCCAUCAACAAGGUUCGACUAGAAAGUGAAGAGGAACUAAAAGACAAAUUCCCUCAAGCUGAACCUUUUGAGGUCAUCGAGUCCUUCAACACCGUGAGCAAAGAGAUCUUUAGGAACUUGGUGCUGAACGAGUACAGGAGAUGUGAUGGGAGGGAGCUCAGUGCCUUGAGGAACAUCUCCUGUGACGUCGACCUCUUUAAACCGCUUCACGGUUCAGCUUUGUUCCAGCGGGGGCAAACCCAGGUUCUGUGCAGCGUCACGUUUGAUUCGCUGGAAUCCAGCGUUAAGACAGACAUCAUCACCACAGCAUUAAGUGGCAUCAAGGACAAGAACUUCAUGCUUCAUUAUGAAUUUCCACCCUAUGCAACCAAUGAGAUCGGAAAGAUGGGAGGUCUAAACCGCAGAGAGCUCGGACACGGCGCCCUGGCUGAGAAAGCGCUGAGGCCCGUCAUCCCCAAAGACUUCCCUUUUACCAUCAGGGUCACUGCCGAGGUCCUGGAGUCAAACGGGUCUUCAUCCAUGGCUUCGGCAUGCGGAGGCAGCCUCGCUCUCAUGGACGCAGGCGUGCCCAUCACUUCUGCUGUGGCUGGUGUCGCCGUGGGCCUCAUCUCCAAGUCCAACCCAGAGAAACCUACAGAGAUUCUCGACUACAGACUGCUCACCGACAUUCUGGGAAUAGAAGACUACCUUGGAGACAUGGACUUCAAGCUGGCAGGAACAAACAAAGGCAUCACUGCUUUACAAGCUGACGUGAAGAUUCCAGGUUUGCCUCUCAGGGUGGUCAUGGAGGCCAUCCAGCAGGGCACAGUGGCAAAGCGAGAAAUCCUGGGCAUCAUGAACAAAUGUAUACCAAAGCCGAGGGCAGCCAGGAAGGAGAACGGGCCAGUCGUCGAGAACGUGCACGUUCCUGUGUCCAGACGGGCUCGCUUUGUGGGCCCAGGAGGGUACAACCUUCGCAGAUUACAAGCUCAAACAGGUGUGACAAUAAGUCAGGUGGACGAGGAGACUUUCUCCGUGUUUGCACCCACGCCGGGAGCCCUCAGCGAGGCGCAGGACUUCAUCAGUGAGAUCUGUAGAGAUGAUCAAGAGCAGCAACUAGAAUUUGGUGCUAUUUACACUGCCACCAUCACUGAAGUAAGGGACAUUGGCGUCAUGGUGAAGCUCUAUCCCAACAUGAGCGCCGUGCUUCUGCACAACUCCCAGCUGGACCACAAACGGAUCAAACAUCCAAGUGCUCUGGGUUUAGACGUGGGGCAGCAGAUUCAGGUCAAGUAUUUUGGACGGGACCCCACAGACGGCAGAAUGAGACUGUCUCGGAAAGUCCUCCAGUCUCCUGCAGCCACGGUGGUGAAGACGCUGAGCGAGAAGCAGAGCAUUUCCAUGGGAUCCAACGCAAACAACACAACAGAUUCAUUAGCUGAUCUCAAGUGAAUGACACUAAAUGCCAACCAUCUGGUGGACGUGGAUGUGGCACUUGAAGGCAGUCCAGCCUGGAUGCGGAGCACGAGUUAUAAACUUGCUCUGUUUUGCAUUUACUGUGACAAAGUGACUUUCGAGCUGCAAGGAAUUAUGUGACAGACAAAGGCAGAGUAUGAAAGGUGUAAAAUAUUGUUUUUAAAUAUCAGUGGUCCACUUGGGUGGGAUAUGUCAUUACCUUUCACAAUACAGCAGUGACCAGUAGUCCUGUAUCUACAGUAUGUAUCUAGCUAUCAAUCUGAGUCAGUCAUUAUGUAAAUAAACUUUUUGGAUUGUGCUUUACUGUGACUGUGUCCUAAUUGUCGGGGUAAUUGGAAAAACCCACACAUGUGACCAUCUUUAUAUUUUCAAUUUACAUUUUAUGUCAUUUUGGGAACAUUCAUUACCACAAAGCAAUGAGUUUUAUCCAGAAAUCUGCCUUUCCAA
Molecule: messenger RNA, 2884 nt
Organism: Doryrhamphus excisus (bluestripe pipefish)
Lineage: Eukaryota; Metazoa; Chordata; Actinopteri; Syngnathiformes; Syngnathidae
Gene: pnpt1
Product: polyribonucleotide nucleotidyltransferase 1
Biological process (GO): mitochondrial RNA 3'-end processing; mitochondrial mRNA catabolic process
Cellular component (GO): cytosol; mitochondrion
Molecular function (GO): 3'-5'-RNA exonuclease activity; RNA binding; polyribonucleotide nucleotidyltransferase activity
Source: RefSeq, a predicted model, not a curated record